This is a messenger RNA of Zootoca vivipara (common lizard), 6514 nucleotides long. RefSeq lists its product as uncharacterized. NCBI's taxonomy places the organism in Eukaryota, Metazoa, Chordata, Lepidosauria, Squamata, Lacertidae. The record is from RefSeq and is a predicted model, not a curated record.
CGAUUUUGACGUAGAGAAGCCGAAGCUAAGCCCCGCCCUGCUUCCCUGGCUCCUCCUGCUUUUGGGGGCGUGGCUACCCGGCUGGCUCCCUCUCCUGAGACUUUGCCGAGGCGCCAUUUUGAAAAGCGUUUUGUUUGUGGGCUGAACCCGAGAGAGACGAAAGGAGGAAGAAGAGAGGCGGCUUUCUUCUCCCACCCCUUUCGGCGGCGCCGUCGCGACGUUGUUCCUGUCAGCCGUUUGGCAAAGCGUCGAGCCGGUAUUUCUAAUAGAUGGAAGAAGGAGCUGAAGACCUAAUGGAUCAGCCUGAAUCUGCUCCAGAAAACAUACAAGUGACUGAAACAAAAAAAAGAGGCCUAAGAGGUCGGGGAAGAGGCCGAGGUGGCAGAGGCUAUACUAGAGGGAAAAUGCGAGGCAGAUCACUGAAUGGCUUUGGGCCUAUAAGACGUGGAAUGGGAAGAAUGCGCCCCUAUUCAGAUGCAAGAGGUCGAAGAGGAGUACGAGGUGGACCUCUCUUCUCGCCAUCUCUGCCUAGGAGAGGAAUGAUGAGAGUGCCUUUUCUGCCACCCCCACCAUGUUUUGAGCUUCCUCCCCCACCUCCACCUCCCCCACCACCUGGACCAAUGGGCUUCAGAGGGAGACCUCCUCUCCCCAGAGGCAGAGGGAUGCCGCCAUGGCCACGAGGCCGUUUCCCACCUCCAAGCAGCUUUCCCAGGGGACCCGGUGCACCAGUCCUUCCGCCACCUGGGCGGGGCCAGAGAUGGCCUGGGCCGCCAGGUGGCAGAUACUAUUAAAGAGGCUUAUUCUUUAAAUUCAGUAACUGGGAUGCAUCCUUUUUACCUUCAGACCAUUUGAAAUGGCUGGACUAAGAAUUGCCUAUAAUGCAUUAAAGAAGGCAAAGAAAACUAAUAGAGUGCUUGAUAUCCCAUAUUUUUCCAGCAGCCCUUAUGCACCAAGUUGGUAAAAGCCAUAUAUUUUUAAAAAAUAUCCUAAAGACCUGUGACUCCUUGGACACUUUCAAGCAUAUCCUUUUGAAGUCUGUUGUUUGUGGACAUGGGCAUCUGCACACUAAAAGUUAAAAGAAACGUAUCUUAAGAGUAGGUCAAGCUUUUAACUUAAUAUUCAAUUAAGUUGUGUGCAGCUCUUUUUUUGGAAAUACAUCUUGAUCUGUUUCAGUAACAUGUAUUUGUUUGUUCUAAAUCUUGUGAACUCUGGUUUCAAAUGCACUUACAUGUAGUAACAAUAAUAGGAUGCUUCUUAUUUCAAAGGGGCAAUUAUUCUGUAUCAUGUGGGGAAAUUUAAGCAAUGCACAAAAUGUAAUGCAUAAAACAAACUGUGGAUGUUAAUUUACGAAAAAGAGAAAAAUUAUAAAUGAACAGAAGUUUAUGGACUUUGUUUAAAUUUUUAAUUACUGUUUCUGUUACUCAGCUUGACCCUGGUCCUUAAAUUACUAGCAUGUAAUAACUAAGUGUAGUACAUGGCUAAACAUUUGACCUAUUGUAUAAUUACAACUGGUGAUGUUAUCAAAAACAUAAAAUGAAAGGCUAUAUUAAAAUCCGCAGUGUGCAUAUUGUUUUAAAUGACAGAUUUCUGUACAUUACAUAAUCACUUUAUAUUUGAUUUUGUUGUGCACUAGAAAAACUUAACAAAAAUGGAACAUGUAAAUAUUCUUUUGCUUGUUAAAAUGACAGAUAAAAAUGUAAAAUUCUGAAACAGUGCUGUUUAAUGUCAAGGAUGAUCACAGUCAGUAAAUUUACAUUCAUUAAUACAGUCUGUGUUCUUCUGUGCUGAGGGCUGAAUAGAAACUUUUUUUACCAGUCUGGUGCAGUUUGGGACUUUUUAACUUAAGCAGUUCCUACACUGGGUCCAAAGUCUACAAGCAAAGUAAAAAAAAAAAAUGAAGAAAAGCAAUAAAUUGAGGUAUGAAAGCCUUUAUAGAUGUCUAUAUUCUACUCUUAAUACAUUGCUUCCAGUUAAUUGGUAUCUGAACAAAAUGUAUUAACCUUAGCUUUGAUAAAACAAAACCCCGACUUAGAUUGAUAUUUGAACAGAACCUCAACAUUCCCAAUAAAUCACGAAAGCUAAUAUUUAGCCUUCAUAUCUUAUUCUUUAAAAGUGAAAAAAUUCAGCUGUGUAUAACAUAUUAGAAAAUACUUUAUGCUAUUCAUUUGGUUAAAUUAUUAUACUGGAACAAUACUUUGUUUUGGCUUUGUGUUGGUUCAUUAUGUUGGUUUAAAAACACAGUAUUGACUGCAACUUUUAAAAAAGUAAUCUAAUGUUGCCAAAUGGUGAAAGAAUGAUGCUGUUGUUAUCUUCUGAAGGGUAACAUAGUCACCCUUUGAUGCCAGUGGGAGAUGGCAUGCAGACCUUUGGGAGAGCUUUCAUCAAGGCCUUGAGGUGAGACAGUAUUUAAACAUUUUCCACACUCACUUUCUUUUUCUUUGAGUGAAGUGCACAUUCAUCUGAGUUUGAUUCAUGUCUGAAGUGGGGCACAUGGACAACACACAUAGCCUCGUUUCUGUUUCACUCAGAACAUUAGCAGCCAAUAUACAGAGUUACCUCCUAGUGGAACCCAGUCAUACAAAAGGGAUUCAUCAGGUUCAGUUGGAGCUGCCGAGCACAUGGUGGUGGGUCAGCCAGGUGUGUGUCCAAUGAAGCUGGGUUUUAUGCAGAUCUUUACCGAAAAAGUUACUGUCAGAAAUUACUAAGCAGUACACAAAUUCUGCUACUUGGAAUUUGAACAUAUAAAACCAUGUUUACACUGAAUUGGAACAUUAUCUAGUCCAGGCAUCCCCAAACUUCGGCCCUCCAGAUGUUUUGGACUACAAUUCCCAUCAUCCCUGACCACUGGUCCUCUUAACUAGGGAUCAUGGGAGUUGUAGGCCAAAACAUCUGGAGGGCCGCAGUUUGGGGAUGCCUGAUCUAGUCCAUGGGUGGGGAAUGAUCUAGCUACCAGGCUAUAUCCUUAUCUCUGCAACACACAGACACAUAAUAAAUUCACUUUGUGAGGUGGGUGGAGUUGGCCAUCUUUCAGUCACCUGACAUCAUGAUGUCAGAUGACCUGUUUUUGCCUGUGUGGUUCAAGUGCCAUGCUUAUUAUUGGGGCUUGCAAAAGGUUGGCUGUGCACUGGGCUUGGCAGGCGCUUGCAAACCCACUUUUGCCACAGAUGCGUCUUUACCUAACCCACACUUGAGAUUGCAUAUAGGGCAAGUUGUGUGGCUUAGCACAAAGGGUGUCAUGGGUUUCCUGCUGAUCCAGCCUAGUAAUUAAUGUCUGUUCUUAUUGACCAUGGGACUCCUAAGAUUUUCCCCAGCCUUGUUUUCUGAGAUAGCUGUAACUUGGUGCUUCCAGAUAUUGAAGCUGGCCUUCUGCUUGCAAAUACCACUGAGUAUGGCCCAUCUUGUUAAAGGAACCACAUGCCCUUGAUUCCCCCUUAAACUGAACUAGUAUUUGCUGCUAUCCAUUCAAUGUGUUUGAAAACACAAGGAGAAAAGGAUUAGUAUGUUCAAUCUUCUAUAUUAUUCUAUACCAACUGAUGACAAAGAGUAAUGAGCAAGCAAAGCAAAGCUGCUUUGGCAACAGUCAGUAAAUCAGUACUAGCCUGUACAUUUAGUAGCAGGAAUAUAUUGCUGAAUCUGUUCAUAUGGAGAGAAAAUGAACCCAAGCAUAAGAGAGAACGUAAACACUUUUAGUGCUCUAGUACGGUAAUUCACCUAUAUGAUGGGCAGAGCAAUCCAAAAUGAUAAGGUAGCAUGGUAUGGCAUAUUUACCACUACAUCCCAAGGCCUGCUAGCUCAUGCCAACCAGGGUAGGUGGUGUGGGUUUUCUCUGUCGGUACACCAGUUCAGGCUGGCAUAGCUGAGGGAUGGAAGGGGAAUGGAACAGCUUUGAUGCUGUUACAUAGUCAGCUUGGCUUUGCCCUCUGGGGCACCCCAUUUCAGAGGUGGUGUACCUCUGCUGUCUCUUAAUCCUAUUCAGCACUAAAGAUCUGGGGCUUGGAAUUCCUCUUUUCUUUUUCCUUUCUUUUACUAUAUGCUGCAUGAGAUUACCGUUCAGAAUUUUUAAAAACAGUAGCAGGCUUACUUAACACGUAUUUCUGAUUUUUAAUGUUCAUGGAGAAGCAAUCAGUUUUGAAGCUUGCAAUCGCACAAAUGUUUGUAUAGACUGAGAAUUAAUUGUCCUUUCUAGUGUAUUAAAGUUGCUGCAGCCAUCUGAAUUGUGUAUAAGCAUACUACUCUGCAGGAAGAUUUCAAGUCUAUUGUUAAGGUAACACUUGCUUUCCUUAUCGCCCUCUUUUAAAAAUAAUGAUGACGAUGAAGCUUUGACAAUGAAGCUGUUUUUCUGACCUUUCUUCAAUAUUUCUGUGGGGAACAUACAUUGCAGAUGUGAACUUAAGUUAACAGCCUGCAAAGCAGUGUGUAUCGGUUUUCAUAGAGUGCAGCUAUUUUAACUUUUCAGGAAGAUUAGGUUGAGGUUCCCUGCUCCUUUUGAUAAAAUUCCACUUGCACUGAAUUGCAACUGAGUGCAGAAAGAGCUAGUGUCUAGUGCCUGUAUAAAUAAACUGUAAUAAUGCUCUGGUGCAAAGUGAAAUGAUGGAAACAUGGUCCUAAUAUGAGCAACACAUGCCUUCAUCAUUGGCCAAGCAAGUUCAACCUGCUUGGCUCUACUUCCUACUUCCAAUGGGAAUUGUUGUCUGGUACAUGAUGGUCAAAGGCUGACACUAGUAAAGACAAAGCAAGGAUGAGGGCAAAAUACACUGCUUGAAUAAUCUUAGUAUCAUUUGUUGAACCCAGACUUACCUGGGAGUAAGGCCAAUUGACAACAUUUCGAUGUUUGAACACACAGUUUAAUAAUCACCCCCCCAUUUGUUGUCUCACUUUUCAAAAAAAAUAUCAGCCUGAAUAGGCAUGUAUAAGAUUAUUCACUUACUCAUUACUAAAUUAAGCAAACUAACACUAAUCUUACACUUGUUUAUGCAGAGGUUUAUUCAUAUAGGAUUGCAGACUUAGUCCAGCUCCAAUUCCAUGGUAUUUAUGUUUCUGAUACUUGAAUUGUAUUGUGAGAACCUUUUGUAAGAUGCUCUGAGAGUCUAGAAAGGCAGUGUAUUGUUACUUUAGCCACAAUCUGGAUGUUUUAAGAACCAUAAGCAGAGCAUGAAUGUGGUAGGUUGCCCCAGGGACCUAGUGUUCAGAGAUACUGUUUCUGUUACCAGGAAGAAUAGUCAUUGAUAGAUCUCUCACCUUUGGUAUAUUUGCACUGAUCCUAUUAAUUUCAAUUGGGUCUCUGCAGAGGAAAUUCCUGUUGAAUUAUUCCUUGUCAGUAACUCUGUAAGUACAUUUAACUCAUUUUCCCCCAUAGGGACCAUUUCACAGACCUUGAGAGAAACAUGGUAGAUAAAUCUUUCACAGUAGCCUGAUCUUGAUUCAAGCUUGAGCCAAGGGAUGUGUGUAAUAUAUUAGGAAUGUUUUGUCUGUUGCAAUAAAUUACAUCCCAAGAUCAACUCAUUUUAAAGAUGAAAAUGUACUUUGUGGUCAAUGAAUGAGAAACUAAUAAAGUAUCUAAGCACUUUGAUUGUUGUGUGAUGGAAGUAUUUACAAGGUGUAUACAGUACAAAAACACUACUCUUCUGUGUAGCAUCCUUGGGAGGAAGGAACUGGCUCAUAUGAAUAUAUACAUUAUUUACUGCAUGCUUUCUUCCAUGCUGCAACUCACAGUAGUGGAUAUGAAGUUCCCUGUCUGACCUGAGAUUAUUCUGUAGACACAUUCAUCCAAUUAAUCUUAGUUGUAUUUGAAUAAAAUCCAGCAUCUAUUCCUACCACACUAUUCCUACCUUUAAAUGAACAACUGCUACUCAAGAGAACAUUAUGCUCUUGUCUAUGGCCCGAUUCAUCUUCUCUUGCACUCAAGCUGCUUAUGGUUUGCUUAGGUCCAAUGGAGCUCCUAUUAAAGUGGCACAAGAUACAUAGCUGGCUUAUUUUGCCCUUGCCCUAUUAUUGCUGCCGAGAAGAUAUGUAGCAGUUUUAACUUUCUGGCUAAAGUCAUCAACAUGGGGUAGAGUAACAGUAACCCCACCAUUAACUAAACAUGACUGUUAAUUCAGUCUCCCUGCUGUAGUUUCUGGAGAGCCAAACCACAUGGGGAGCUCUCAAUAGAAAUAGCUACUUAGCUAGACACUCACUGCCUUUACAGCAGUAGGAUCAUGUACUGACCAAUCCCUUUAUUAGGCAUCUUUUUGUGCUCUGGCAGAGUAGAAACCUUUUUCCCUUUGUAUUUUCUGUAUCCUAGCUACCUUGAGUCUAGUUGCUAAGAGACAGCCUAUACCUAGGAAAGUGUUGGCUAUUUGUGAUUUUCUUAGUUACAGGUAGGUAGCCGUGUUGGUCUGAGUCGAAGCAAAAUAAAAAAAUUCCUUCAGUAGCACCUUAAAGACCAACUAAGUUUAUAUUUUGGUAUGAGCUUUCGUGUGCAUGCACACUUCUUCAGAUACACUAGAAACAGAAGUGUCAGACCCUAUAUAUA